This is a messenger RNA of Acytostelium subglobosum LB1, 1476 nucleotides long. RefSeq lists its product as hypothetical. Lineage: Eukaryota; Evosea; Eumycetozoa; Acytosteliales; Acytosteliaceae. The record is from RefSeq and is a predicted model, not a curated record. Gene Ontology annotation, molecular function: methyltransferase activity; protein binding. The annotation marks the transcript as partial. The transcript is spliced from 2 exons.
ACUACAACAAUACAUUUAGUGAUGGACGUUAGAUUCUCGAUUCCAGGAGUGGUAACACGCAGAUUCAUUAGCGAAGCCAAGGGAAGAGGCCUGUUUGCCGAGAAGCAGUUCGAGAAGGAUGAGGUUAUCUUCACGGAACCACCCCUGUUUGCUGUGCAACAUGUCUAUAACAGACCAAUUGCAUGGACCUGUGGCAAUUGCUUCCGCUUCCUCGGCUCACUCAACCGUCAGAUUAAUCACUAUCGCCGCCUGUUCAACCUCAAGGACAAGACCGAGCUGGUGCCUCUGCCCGACAACACCACAGCCACACCACACGAGUUCCAGACUGCGGUGCUCAGCUGCUUUGCCAAGUGUGGUGAGAAGUACUGUUCAGAGGCAUGCCGUCAGACGGCCUUCCAGAAUCACCACCAGAUCCUGUGCGUGGGCGAGCAUACACCAGAGACCAGCGCACUCUAUCAGUUUAAGAAGCACGCUAUUGAGACGAACGAGUUGUUCUUCUUGGGUGCACAGGUUAUUGCCUACCUUAUAUCUACGGUGGUGCACGCCAAGGAGGCAGCACCAGGCGAGCCACGCAUCAUUGACAUCAUCUGUCAGGAACUGUUCCGUCAGUAUGCUCAUCGCGUAUGGUGGGAGGUUCGUGUCGAUGGUAAUUUCACCGAGCAAGAGGCCAAGCAAUGGGCCACCGAGUCACUGGCGUUGCUUCAGAAGGCAUUGGUGCCUGUUCUCACAUCGCAUCCCAAGACCAACGACCAGCAGUUCAUCAGCACUCUGCUCAGCAUGGAGUUCUACAGCCACGUUCUCGGCAUGCUAGAGAUGAACGAUAAUAGCAUCCGCUUUAAAUCACCACUCGAGAUGUUCCGUCGCGAACUAGACGAUAUGUCUGCACCAGAGCAGUACAAGAAGCACUCAAACAACGUACUCAAGGGCGUGGUCGGUGCAUUCAGACAGUACCACAUGGAGCAAGAGGAGGACUGCGACGAGACUGACUGCAACCAUCACGAUCACAACCAUAUGAAUGAUGAUCAUAAGCAUGACCAUCACGACCAUUCAAAUUGCCAUAGUCACAGUCAUGGUAAUGAGCACGCACAUGGUCACAGUCAAGGCAAGAGCGAAGAGGAGGAAGAGGAGGAGGAAGAGGAGAUGGAGGUUGAUGGCAACGAUGACGAUGAGGAGGAAGAGGAAGAGGAGGUCUUCCCAGAGUUUGAUGGAUUUGGCUUGUUCGGUCUGCAGGCCAUGGUCAAUCACAGUUGCGAACCAAACUGUCUGGUGGCAUUCGAGGGCACCAAUCAAGCGUACAUCAAGGCAUUGAGGAGGAUAGAGCCAGGCGAGGAGUUAUUCCACACAUACAUAGAUGAGAACACACCAUUUGAAGAGAGAGAGCAAGAGUUGGUCACUUAUGGCUUCAAGUGUGAUUGUGCAAAGUGUCAUCGUGAGAGACCAAAGACAACGUCAUCAACAUCAACAUCCACCAACUCU